AACCCUAAACCCCACUUCAAAAGCUAGUUCGACUUCCACCCCUCCAAAACCCUAGAAAGGAACCACAGAGGGCAUAGAGGGGAAAGGAAAGAGGAGUGUACCCAAAAUCUCCUCGCUUUGUUGCUUCUUGGGUUCAAGGACUCUGAACCCUUGUUCAUCGUUUCUUAUCGAUGGCGUUGUAUCUUCUUUACGAAUCGGCAUCCGGCUAUGCUCUUUUUCUGGCUCAUGGCAUCGAUGAGAUUGGGCAGAACACUGAAGCUGUUCGUAGUUCAGUGCUUGAUCUCAAUCGAUUCGGGAAGGUGGUAAAGCUCACAGCUUUUCAUCCAUUUGACUCUGCUCUCGAUGCUCUCAACCAGAUUAAUGCUGUUUCUGAAGGGGUUAUGACUGAGGAGCUGAGGAACUUUUUGGCGCUGAACCUUCCAAAAGUAAAGGAAAGUAAAAAGAAUAAAUUCAGUGUGGGAGUUUCGGAGCCAAAGAUUGGGUCACAUAUUUUUGAAGAGACUAAAAUUCCCUGCCAAAGCAACGAGUUUGUUCUUGAACUUGUUAGGGGUGUGCGGUUACACUUUGAUAGGUUUAUCAAGGACCUAAAGCCUGGUGAUUUGGAAAAAGCACAGCUUGGGUUGGGACACAGUUACAGCCGAGCAAAAGUCAAGUUCAAUGUCAACAGAGUUGAUAAUAUGGUUAUUCAGGCCAUCUUCCUUCUUGAUACCCUUGAUAAAGAUGUUAACUCAUUCUCCAUGAGAGUCAGGGAGUGGUAUUCCUGGCAUUUCCCUGAGCUUGUUAAGAUUGUCAAUGACAAUUAUCUCUAUGCCAAGGUUGCAAAAUUUGUGGAGGAUAAAUCACUGUUAUCUGAAGACAAAAUCCCAGCUUUAGCUGAGAUAAUAGGGGAUGAAGAUAAAGCUAAGGAGCUUGUUGAAGCUUCCAAAUCAUCUAUGGGACAGGAUUUAUCACCAAUCGACUUAAUUAAUGUCCAGCAAUUUGCCCAGAGGGUAAUUAAUCUUUCUGAAUACAGAAAGAAGCUCUAUGAUUAUCUGGUUACCAAAAUGAAUGACAUUGCUCCUAAUUUGGCUGCGCUGAUUGGUGAAGUUGUUGGAGCUCGUUUGAUUUCACAUGCUGGUAGUCUCACAAAUUUGGCAAAGUGCCCCUCUUCUACCCUUCAGAUCCUUGGUGCAGAGAAGGCACUAUUCAGAGCAUUAAAAACCCGUGGAAACACUCCAAAGUAUGGUCUAAUUUUCCAUUCAUCUUUCAUUGGGCGGGCAUCUACAAAAAACAAGGGCCGCAUGGCUCGUUAUCUUGCAAACAAGUGUUCCAUUGCAUCUCGUAUUGAUUGUUUCUCAGAAACAAGCACCACUAUUUUUGGGGAGAAGUUGCGUGAGCAAGUUGAAGAAAGACUGGACUUCUAUGACAAGGGAGUUGCACCUCGCAAAAAUAUUGAUGUUAUGAAAGUAGCUAUUGAAAGUACCCAAAACAAUGGUGUGGUAGUCACAGAAGAUGAUGGUGUGAAGAAUGUGGAGAAUACAGAGGUUUCGGCAAAGAAAAGCAAGAAGAAGAAAUCCAAAGGUGAGGCCAUGGAUGUUGAGGAGCCUAAUGCCGUUACAAAUGGAGUGACCUCCGAGGAACCUGCAACGGAAAAGAAGAGGAAGGAUGUAAAUGGAGAACAGGAUGGGACAACGAAGAAGAAGAAAAAGAAAAGCAAGAAUGAUGUAAAUGGAGAGGAUAUCCAAACAGCUAGUGAAGUAAAGAAGAAAAAGAAGAAGAAAACGAGGAGUGAAGAUGAUGAUUGACCAAUAGUUUUGUUACAAGGUAGGGUAGAAAUCUUUCAGGGUCCUUUGUAUUGGUUUAUGUACUCAACCUUUUAAUUGGAAUUAUCGAGUGAACUUGCUAUCUGUUUGAUUUCCUUUAUUGUUUUGAAGCUUGAUAAUAUAUUUGAAGUUUUAUUAGUA
Messenger RNA from Macadamia integrifolia, 1943 nucleotides. RefSeq names its product nucleolar protein 56-like. Gene Ontology annotation, cellular component: box C/D methylation guide snoRNP complex; small-subunit processome. The record is from RefSeq and is a predicted model, not a curated record. Gene Ontology annotation, molecular function: snoRNA binding. NCBI's taxonomy places the organism in Eukaryota, Viridiplantae, Streptophyta, Magnoliopsida, Proteales, Proteaceae. The transcript is spliced from 8 exons. The coding region runs from base 171 to 1784 and encodes 537 amino acids.